Molecule: messenger RNA, 2532 nt
Organism: Sorex fumeus (smoky shrew)
Lineage: Eukaryota; Metazoa; Chordata; Mammalia; Eulipotyphla; Soricidae
Gene: URI1
Product: URI1 prefoldin like chaperone
Exons: 11
Coding region: 293-1894 (533 amino acids)
Biological process (GO): negative regulation of transcription by RNA polymerase II; negative regulation of phosphatase activity
Molecular function (GO): transcription corepressor activity; phosphatase inhibitor activity; chromatin binding
Source: RefSeq, a predicted model, not a curated record
CACACCGGACACCGGAGCGGCGGCGGCGGCGGCGGCGGCGGCGCUUGGCGACCGGCCUGCGGCUGCGGGUCCGCGGCGGCGGCGGCAUGCGCGUGUGAGAUGCGGCCGCGGGCAGUCGGGACGCGAGCAGCGGCCGCCGAGGCAGCGGGAAAGGCGGGCGCGGCCUGCUCGGCGCGGGGCGCCCGGCGCAUGAGGGCGAGCACGCGGGCGCUGGGCAGCUGCCGGCCACGCCGCCUCUAUAAACAUUGGUUUAGGACUCGUUCGCCCCGUGGACGCCCCGGCGGCCCCCGUCAUGGAGGCUCCGCCUGACGGCGGGGCCCCGGUGUCGGCCGCGAGCGCGGCGCCGCUGCGCGCCUCGGAGGUGGCGCGGCUCCGCGAGGAGCAGGAAAAGGUGGUCACUAACUGCCAAGAGAAAAUCCAGCAUUGGAAGAAGGUGGAUAGUGAUUAUAAUGCUCUGCAGGAAAGACUCAGUACUUUACCUGAUAAGUUGUCUUAUAAUAUCAUGGUACCAUUUGGCCCAUUUGCCUUCAUGCCAGGAAAACUUGUUCAUACCAAUGAAGUCACUGUUUUACUGGGAGACAAUUGGUUUGCAAAAUGCUCAGCAAAGCAAGCUGUGGACUUAGUCGAGCAUCGGAAAGAACAUGUAAGAAAAACAAUAGAUGAUUUAAAAAAAGUGAUGAAAAAUUUUGAAUCUAGAGUUGAAUUCACAGAAGAUUUACAGAAAAUGAGUGACGCUGCAGGUGAUAUUGUUGAUAUAAGAGAAGAAAUUAAAAGUGACUUUGAAUUUAAAGCUAAAUACCGAAUUGCUCAUAAACCUCACUCCAAACCCAAAACUUCAGAUGUUUUUGAAGCGGAUUUUGCAAAUGCUAUGAAAUCUGAUAAUUUACUUGCUGAUAAGGAACUGUGGGAUCGGCUUGAAGAACUAGAGAGACAAGAAGAAUUGCUGGGUGAACUUGAUAGUAAGUCUGAUACUGUGAUUGUAAAUGGAGAAGAUACAACAUCUUCAGAAGAGGAAAAGGAUGAACAAAACAUAAAUGUGAAUAGGAUGCAUCAAAUAAAAGACUCUCAUACUUCUAGCAGUUAUAAGAAUGUUACAAAUUCAGAACUGUUCAAUGGCCAAAUGAAUAGUCAGCUGAACGGGUCAGUGAAUGGUUCAAAUUCUUACAGUAAUGAUGAAGAAGAGGAGGAAGAAGAAGAAGAUGAUGAUAAUGAAGGGGAGGAUGAGGAUGAUGACAACAAUGAAAAUGACCAUGAUGCUUUAGAUGUUGGAGAAAAUUCUAUACCAACAAUAUAUUUUUCUCAUACUGUUGAACCUAAGCGGGUUCGAAUAAAUACUGGAAAAAAUACCACUUUAAAAUUCAGUGAAAAGAAAGAGGAAGCCAAACGUAAGCGAAAGAACAGCUCUGGUGGCGGCCAUGCUGCCCAUGAGCUGCCAAUGAUCAGGACUCCUGCUGACAUUUACCGAGUUUUCGUUGAUGUUGUGAAUGGCGAAUAUAUCCCUCGUAAGUCAAUCCUGAAGUCUCGAAGCAGGGAGAACAGCGUGUGCAGUGACACCAGUGAAAGCAGUGCCGCCGACUUUGAUGAUAGGCGGGGCAUUCUGAGAAGCAUUAGCUGUGAAGAGACCUCUUGUAGUGACACCAAUGAGAGUAUUUUGGAAGAAGAACAACAAAACCACCCCAAAAAACUUUUGCCUUUAUCAGGAGCAUCAGAGGCUUUUUCUGGGACUGUAAUAGAAAAAGAAUUUUCGUCAUCUUCUUUAAUACCACACACAGCCACGGUUCACCCUCUGCUGCCCACCAUACCAGAACGAAAAGAAGUUCUAUCAGAAGCCUCAGAAGAAACUGCAAAGAGGGUCUCAAAGUUCAAAGCUGCCAGAUUGCAGCAGAAGAACUAGGAAAUGGGAAUUUACAUCCUAAAACCUAGUUUUAUAUUUGAAUAUAUGUAUUAUGUAUAUAUGCAUAAUAUGUAUAUUAUGUAAUUUGAAAUAAGACAUUCUGAGUUUAUUUGGCAGCCGGGUCUCUUAUUCUUAUCAGUGACAUUUAAAAAAAAUCAAAGUAAAUGUUUGAAUACUUUAAUAUUCAGCUUGUUUUGUUAAUUCUCUAAAUACUGUCAACACUCUUGUCUAAGUUUUCCUUAUGAUGCAAUGGCAACAUUUUGAAUUAUUUUUCAAAGAAUACUGUUCUUAUGCAUUGUUUUCGUUUCAAACUAAAUACAGGCAGUUUUGUACCAGCUGUGAUGUUGUGCAUACCAUAUGGACCAUUCUAAAGAAACUUUUAAAAUUUCAAGUAGAGCCAACAGUUACGUUACUUGCUUUAGUAUUUUAAGGCACUUUAAAAAAAAUCUACUUUUUGUAGAUUUUGCAGCUAGGUGACUAUUUAAAAAAAAAAGUCUCUCCCCUUUAACUGCCAUUCUGUAAUCUCAUAAGGCAGAAAGCUUACAUGUACCCCAGGGGAAAAUUUCUUUGACUGGAAGAAUGCUAUUUUGUAAAACAUUUUUUUCAAGUAAAGAUUUUAUUAAACUUGGUAUCUAAAA